Oxyura jamaicensis (ruddy duck) is the source of this 15541-nucleotide messenger RNA. RefSeq names its product hemicentin 2 (gene HMCN2). NCBI's taxonomy places the organism in Eukaryota, Metazoa, Chordata, Aves, Anseriformes, Anatidae. Gene Ontology annotation, cellular component: plasma membrane; axon. Gene Ontology annotation, biological process: dendrite self-avoidance; axon guidance; homophilic cell-cell adhesion. The record is from RefSeq and is a predicted model, not a curated record. Gene Ontology annotation, molecular function: cell-cell adhesion mediator activity; calcium ion binding.
CCCACGGAGGGGUAUUUGUGGGUCUUUGGCUGCUGCUGGCCCCCGGUGUCACCGCGUCCCCCCCUGGUGCCGGGGGGGGCCACGCUGGCCUUCGUCUUCGACACCACCGGCUCCAUGUACGACGACCUGGUGCAGGUGACGGACGGGGCGUCGCGCAUCCUGGAGCGCACGCUCAGCAGGGGCACGAAGCUCAUCAGGAAUUACGUCCUGGUGCCCUUCCACGACCCAGAGGUGGGCCCCGCGACCCUCACCACGGACCCCCGCCUCUUCCAGCAGCGCCUGCAGCAGCUCCAAGUCCAGGUGGGGGGGGACUGCCCGGAGAUGAGCGUGGCAGCCGUCAGGCUGGCCGCCGAGGUCUCGCAGCCCGGCUCCUUCAUCUACGUCUUCACGGACGCCCGGGCCAAGGACUACGAGCAGCAGGAGGAGCUGCUGCGGCUGCUGCAGCACAAGCAGUCCCAGGUGGUGUUUGUGCUGACGGGGGACUGCGGGGACAGGAGCCACCCCGGGUACCGCGUGUACGAGCGCAUCGCGGCCACCAGCUCCGGGCAGGUCUUCCACCUGGACAAGGAGCAGGUGAAGGAGGUACUGAAGUGGGUGGAAGAGGCCAUCCAGGCCUCCAAAGUCCACCUGCUGUCCGCGGACCACGAGGACGGCGGGGAGCACGCGUGGCCCGUCCCCUUCGACCCCAGCCUGAAGGAGGUCACCGUCUCCCUGAGCGGCCCGGCCCCGCAGAUCGAGGUCCGGGACCCGGCAGGGAAGCUCCUCGAGAAGGGCCGCGGCCUGAAGGAGCUGCUCAGCAUCCCCGACUCGGCCGUGGUGGUGGCGGUGCAGCCCCACGAGCCGGGGAUGUGGCAGGUCAAGACGCAGAGCAGCGGCCGCCACUCGGUGAGGAUCACGGGCGUCAGCAGCAUCAAUUUCCAAGCCGGCUUCUCCACCCAGCCGGACCCCGACGGCAUCCAGCCCAGGGAGCGGCCGCUGCGAGGCCUGCCCAUCUCCGUGGUGGUGAACUGCAGCGGCCUGGAGCCGCCGGGACGUCUGCAGGAGAUCGAGCUCUUCAACAGCUCUGGCCAUGCCCUCCUCUCGCUGCCCCUGCGGCCCCUCUCCAACGCCUCCUCGGGGCAGCUCUGGGUGGGCUCGCCCCUCCGUGCCCCCCCUGGGGACUUUCUGCUGAAGGUGAAGGGCGAGGACGCUCAGGGCCACCCCCUGCACCGCCUCUCCAGUGUCACCUACACCAGCGUGGUCCCCGGCCUGCCCCAGGUGAACAUCUCCAGCAGGAUCCAGGCUUACCGCCGCCAGCCGCAGCGGAUCUCGUGCUGGGCGCACAGCGAGCUGCCCUUCCGCCUGCAGCUCAGCCGGGCUGGGGCCAGGCUCGGGGAGGAGAAGCAAUUCAGAGGUUCAGGGAACAUCAGCUGGCUGAUCCCCGCGGCGUCCAAAAGCGAUGAAGGUUUCUAUGAGUGCACGGCCACGAACAAGGUUGGGGUGACACGGGCUCAUGCCUACGUCUCCGUCUCAGAGCCACCGCCGCGUCUCCUGGCUCCGGGCAACGUCACGGCUUCGCCGGGCCAAGACGUGGUGCUGUCCUGCCCCGUGCUGAGCGCUGUGCCCUACAACCUGACAUGGAGCUGGGACGGGAGGGUGGCCCUGCAGGGGGGCGGCAGGGCCAGGCUGCUGCAGAACCACUCGCUGGAGAUCAGCCGCGUGCAGCCGGGGGACGCGGGCCCCUACGAGUGCAUCGCCCGCAGCGCCCAUGGCACCGCCACCGCCUCCGUCUGGCUCUUCGUCCAGGAGGCGCCGUGGGUGGAGGUCGACACAAGCCCCCAGCGUUUCGGCAGGGGCCAGGAGCUGCGGCUGAACUGCACGGCCGGGGGCUACCCCCAGCCACACAUCACCUGGAAGCGCUGGGGCUUGGUGCUGGAGCAGGACCAGAGGGUUUUCACGGACGCUCAGGGCACCCUGCACAUCAGGGCCGCGGUCCCGGAGGACGCGGGGAACUACAGCUGCUCCGCCAGCAACCUGCUGGGGCAGCACGAGCACACCAUCAGCCUGGAGUACAUCGAGCCUCCUGCCAUCCUGGCCGUGACACCGGGCGUGAAGGCGCUGAUGGGAGAAGACGUGACCCUGGAGUGCUGGGUCUCAGGGGUGCCCCCUCCCCAGAUUGCGUGGCACAAAGGCGAGCAGGAGGUGGUGGCGUUCCCGGCCGGCAGCCAGCGCGGCGUGCUGCGGCUGCAGGCGGUGCGGGAGGAGGAUGCGGGGCCCUACACGUGCCAGGCUCGCGGCGAGGCCGGCGACGCUUUCGCCAGCACGGUGCUGGAUGUGGGCUCUGCCCCGCACUUCCCCGAGCCCCUGGGGGACCUGGAGGUCGAGAUCGGGGAGAGCGUGAGCCUGCCGUGCCGUGCCGAGGGCUCGCCACCGCCGCGGGUGUCUUGGUCCCGGCAGGAUGGGAAGCCCGUGGUGCACCAGCACGGGCUGCCUGGGGCCGAGCUCCUCAUCGAUGGCACCUCGCUGGAUGACCAAGCUGUCUAUGUCUGUGAAGCCCAGAACGACUUUGGGAAAAUCCGAGCGGAGGUCAAGCUCACGGUCACCGGACAAGCCCCAGAAAUAGCUCUGGCACCCGCCGUGGUCCGGGCGCUGGCGGGGCAGCCCGUGUGGCUGCCGUGUGUCAUCCUGGCCGGGCGGCCGCUGCCUGCUCGCCUCUGGCUGAAGGACGGGCAGCCGGUAGCCCCGAGCGGCCGCUUCUCCACCCUGGCUGAUGGCAGCCUGCACGUGGGCCAGGCAUCGCGGGGGGAUGCGGGGUCGUACACCUGCGUGGCCACCAACGCCCUCGGCUCGCACCGGCAGGACGUGGCCCUGGUCAUCCACGUUCCUCCCAGCAUCGAGCCUGGUCCUGCCCUGGUUGCUGCCACUGAGGGAGCGGCCGUCACCCUGCGGUGCGAUGCCACUGGCGUGCCUGCCCCCACUGUCACCUGGACCAAGGGCGUGGAGCCCAUCUCACCAAGCCCACGCUACCACCUCAGCCCCAACGGGACCCUCCUGAUCCCGUCACCCUCCCCGGGGGAUGCCGGCACCUAUUUCUGCACGGCCGCCAGCGUGGCAGGCUUCUCCAGCCGGCAGGUGCAGCUCUCCGUCAGCACGAAGCCCAGGAUCAGCGUGAACGGAUCGCGGGGGAUAUCAGCCCCGGUGACCGUCCUGGCCGUGCGUGGGCAGGAGGCCACGCUGCCCUGCGAGGCGCACGGCUCUCCCCAUCCCCUGGUGGCGUGGAGUCGCGAGCCCCGGCCGCUGCCUCUCUCCUCCGCAAGGUACAGCGUCCUCCCGUCGGGGUCGCUCCGGCUGGCCGAGCCCCAGGAGGCAGACAGCGGCCUCUACACCUGCACGGCCACGAACGCCGUGGGGAACGCCUCGGUGCGCUACAGCCUGCGAGUCCAAGUCCCGCCGCGAAUCCAGCGUGGCCCCGAGGUGUUGCGGGCGCUGGUGGGAGAGCGGCUGGAGCUGCUGUGCGUGGCCCACGGGGACCCCGUCCCCACUCUGAACUGGUCCAAAGACGGCCACCCGCUGUGGGAGGGUGAGCGGGGAGCCCUGGAGGGGCCCCACGGGGCUGUGACCAUCGGGGCCGUGCAGCUCUCCGACGCAGGACGCUAUCGCUGCAUCGCCAGCAGCAGCGUGGGGCAGGACGCCGUGGAGGUGGUUGUGCAAGUGCUGGAGCCUCCAUACUUGGAGGAUGGCGCAGAGGUCCUGCUGGAGAAGGUUCUCCACGAGAACGUCACUAUACCCUGUCCGGUCAAGGGGACCCCCACGCCAUCCAUCCUCUGGUGGAAGGAUGCAGUGGAGGUGCUGGACGCCGUGCCGGGUGCUGAGCUGCUGGAUGGGGGCUCGCUCCUCAUCCGCGCCCUGCAGCCCAGCCACAGCGGGGACUACACCUGUCUGGCAGCCAACGACGUGGGCUCCGUCAGCCGCACGACCACGCUGGUGGUGCACGCCCCCCUGGAGAUGAUGGGCAGUGGCUGGGAGAACGUGUCGGUGGUAGCCGGCCAGCCCCUGGCGCUGCAUUGCAACGUCUCCGGCACCCCCGUCCCCUCCGUCACCUGGCACAAGGAUGGGCACCCGGUGGGUGAAGCUGGGGGCCCCCUCCUGCUCCGCAGGGGCCAGACGCUGCGCUUCGCCGCGGUCCGCAGCGAGGACACGGGCACCUACACCUGCAGAGCCCGGAGCAGGGCGGGAGAGGCGCGCAGAGACUUCACCCUGCUCGUGCUGGGUGACUUGGUCCCCGUCCCCUGUACCCAGCGAUGGUCACCCUGGGGUGGGCUGUGAUGGGCUGGGGGGGGAUGUCCCUUGCAGCCAGCUGGCUGGGGGCAGAGCGGUCCCUUGGGCCACAUCCAGCAUGCAAACGUGGGACCACUGAGCUUGUUAUCCUCUGCUGGAUCAGCGUGGGGAUGCCAGGAGGGUGGCAAAACUGGGGUGCCCCUCGUACCCCUGCUCACACCUCCUCUGCCCCCAGUGCCCCCGAGCGUGUCCGGGUCCCGGUGGCCUCACAACGUCUCCGUGCCGGAGGGCUCCGAGGUGCUGCUGGAGUGUCGGAGCCGGGGGGUGCCCCCACCCCGGGUGCGCUGGCUGAAGGACGGGCAGCCUCUCCCUGUGCUGGACCCUCACCUCCAGCUGCUGGAGGAGGAGCAGGUGCUGAGGAUCCCGGGCAGCCAGCCCCACCACCAGGGCACCUACCAGUGCCUGGCCACCAACCCGGCGGGCCAGCACAGCAAGGUCUUCCAGCUCCACGUGCACACUCCCCCUUCCAUCCUGGGUGCCGAGGAGCUGGUGGAGGUGGUGGUGCUGCUGAACGGCUCCGGCCAGCUGCCCUGCGAGGCGCGGGGCUCCCCAGCCCCCACCAUCGCCUGGUUCAGGGGCCGGCGCCCGCUCCCCUCGGGGACCAGGACCACCUACGUGAGGGGGGGCCGGGCGCUGCGGGUGAGCGCAGCGCAGGAGGCGGACGCGGGGCUGUACGUCUGCCGCGCCACCAACCCCGCGGGCACGGCGCACAGGACCGUGAGGCUCGAGGUUUAUGGUAAGGUGCCCGGUGCCGUAACGUGGAGGAGGUUGGGAAGCAUCCCUGGUUUGGGGGCUUUCCGAGAGGUCUCUCCCUUGUCCGUCUCCUCUCCAUCAACUUUGGGUGGCUUGCCACCGACGAUCUCCAGCGAGGGCCGCGUGGUGGAGGCGGUGAUGGGCCAGCCCGUGGAGCUGCCCUGCUCGGCCAGCGGCAACCCGCUGCCCACCCUGAGCUGGCAGAAGGACGGGCUGCCCCUGCCCGAGGGCGCCGGGGUGCUGCUCCUUGCGGGCGGCACGCUGCUCCGGGUCCAGCGGGCGUCGGAGAGCUCAGCGGGCUCCUACACCUGCCUGGCCAGCAGCCCCGCGGGCGAGAGCGUGGUGCGGCACGCGCUGCUGGUGCAGGCUCCCCCCCAGCUGCUGAUCGGCGAUGGGGAAAGCCACAUGACUGCUGUCACCAACGACUCCCUGCGCAUUCGCUGCCGUGCCAGCGGUGUCCCCAUGCCCCGGAUCCGGUGGCUGAAGGACGGGCGCCUGCUGGGCUCAGGAGGUGGUGUGGUGGUGUCUGAGGAUGGUGGGACCCUGCUGAUCGCCCACGUGGGGCUCGCCCACCAAGGGCUCUACGUCUGCCAGGGCAGCAGCCGGGCCGGGGGGGGGGCAGGUGCAGGUGUGGGUUUCGCACGCCCCUCGGUCAGCAUUGCGGAGGGGGAUGCCGUCACCGUGGCCCUUCGCCAGCCGGUGACGCUCCGGUGCCAGGCCACGGGCACGCCAGCCCCACGACUCAGCUGGAGGAAGGACGGGGUCCCGCUGCCAGCCACGGGCAGCCGCUUCCAGAUCGGGAAGGCUGACCUGACCGACGAGGGUGUCUACUCCUGUGUCGCAGCCAACCCCGCAGGGGAGGACAAGCAGGACGUGAUGCUGAAGGUGCUGGUGCCUCCGAACAUCGAGCCCAGCGAGGUGGACCUGGCUGUCCUGGAGAACAGCACAGUGUCCCUGGAGUGCCUGGCCACAGGGGUGCCAGCUCCUGACAUCUCCUGGUACAAGGGGAAUGAGCAGCUCGUGACCAGCCUGGGCCAGAUCCUGUCCAGGGAUGGGAAACGCCUGGAGAUGCCCCGUGCCCGUCUUUCUGAUGCUGGCAGCUACCGCUGCGUGGCCUCCAACGCCGCUGGGGACACCGAGCUCGGCUACAGCCUGCGGGUGACCGUGCCCCCGCGGAUCACGGCUGGCCCCAGCCCCGUCGUGGCGGUGAGGAGCGAGGCGGUGACGCUGCGGUGCGAUGCCACCGGGAGCCCUGCCCCGGCCCUGCUGUGGCUCAAGGACGGCAACCUGGUGCCCGAGGAGGUGGUGGGUGGCCCGCAGAUCCUGUCCGGCGGGCGCGUGCUGUCCCUGCCCACCCCUCGCCUCCUGGACUCGGGGACGUACACGUGCGUGGCCAGCAGCGCUGUGGGCGAGGACAGGCGCGAGGCCACCGUCGAGGUGCGGUUGCCACCCGCUGCCCCAGGCGAGGAGGAGAAUGUCUCUGCCAUCGUCAACCAGGAGGUGACACUGCGCUGCCCAGACCCUGGGGUCGACCCCUGGGGGUCCCGCUGGCUGAAGGAUGGGACCUUGCUCACCCCGAGCCCAGGGAUGCGGCUGUCAGAGGAUGGGACUGUGCUCCAGGUGGGGCGAGCCGCCGUGCAGGAUGCGGGCAGGUACACGUGCCAGGUGCCCGGCCACCCGGAGAGACACUACAACCUGAACGUGUUGGUGCCCCCGUCGUUCUCCUCGGCAGAGCCCACCGCCGUGUCCGUGCUGGAGGGGCAGUCUGUCCGGCUGGCCUGCGAGUGCCACGGGAUCCCCUUCCCUACCCUGAGCUGGCAGAAGGACGGUGAGCCCCUCUCUGCCCACCCUGGGAGCCCGAAGCUGGUGUCCACAGGAGGGAGGAUGCUGUACAUCGAGAAGGUGCGGCUGGUGGACCAGGGGACCUACACCUGCGAGUGCAGCAACGCCGCCGGCAGCAGCAGCAAGGAGCAUCGCCUGGGGGUGCACGUGCUGCCGAGGAUCCGGGGCAGCAGCAAAGCCCCCAGGAAGGUUUCCGUCAUCGAGGCCAGCGAGACGGUUUUGGAGUGCGAGGCCACGGGAACGCCGGCGCCCACGGUGACGUGGCUGAAGGACGGGCAGCCCGUGGCCGUUGGGGACGGGCUUUCGCUGUCGGAGCAGGGCUGGAGGCUGCGCAUCGCCCAGGCGGCGCUGGUCCACGCGGGGCGAUACGUCUGCCUGGCAGCCAACACGGUGGGGCAGGAGCGCAGGGAGUUCGACGUGGCGGUGCACGUUCCUCCGAAGUUCAUCCAAGGAUUGGGAUCAACCAGCAACGUCCGUGUGCCUCUGCACAGAGCCCUGACUCUGACCUGCGAGGCCAGCGGCGUCCCCGUGCCCACGGUCACCUGGUCCUGGAACGGCUCUCCUGUCACCCCCAGUGAGCUCACGCAUGUGCUCUCAGGGGGCUGGAUGCUGAGGCUGCCCCGCGUGCGAGCCCAGGAUGGUGGCCACUAUUCUUGCCUGGCCAGCAAUGCUGCUGGGGAGGCCAGGAGGGAGUUCCACGUGGAGGUCCUGGUUCCUCCCCACAUUGAGGACGUGGAUGAGGAAGAGGCCGUCACGGUGCCCGAGGGCCACCCUGUCACCUGGUCCUGCCUGGCUGCGGGCAACCCCCAGCCUGAGGUCACCUGGCUGAAGGACGGCCACCCUCCGCCUGCUGGAGCCACCUCCAUCUCUCCCGACGGCUCCGUGCUGCGCAUCCCCCAGGCUGCCCCGUCUGACGCUGGCCGCUACUCCUGCGUGGCCUCCAACCCCGUGGGGGAACAAACCAAGCACUACCUGCUGAACGUUUCGGCCAGCCCCACGCGUGCUGGAGAUGCCCACGAUGCCGCCGCGGAAGAUGUUACCGUGAUCAUCAACAACCCCAUCUCCCUGCUCUGUGAGGCUCCAGCCUACCCGCCUCCCACCAUCACCUGGCUCAAGGACGAGGUCCCCGUCGAAGCAUCGCGGGACGUCCGCCUGCUCUCUGGUGGCCACGGGCUGCAGAUCCUGAACGCUCAGGAAGAGGACGCGGGCACCUACAGCUGCGUUGUGGCCGGAGAGGCUGGGGAGGCCGUGAGGAACUACACCGUGAAGGUCCUGGUUCCUCCUUUGAUCACCCGAGAUGAUCCUUCGGGGGAAUUUGCCACGGCAGAGGUGAGGACCAGGGUCAACAGCACGGUGACGCUGGAGUGCGAGACGUGGGCCGUGCCCGAGCCGACCAUCCAGUGGUACAAGGAUGGGCAGCUCCUGCAAAGCACCGGCCACCUCCGGAUCCUCCACGAGGGACAGGUCCUUCAGAUCAAACCGGUCGGUGUCCCAGACUCAGGGCACUACACCUGCGUGGCCACCAACCCCCUGGGUGCCGACGACAAGGACUUCAGCGUGCACGUGCAGGUGCCGCCCCUCUUCCAGCACCAGCUGAGCACCAGCGAAGCUUUCGAGAUCCUGUACCGGGAGGAGGACGGGGACGGGGAGGUGACGGAGCACCGCCAGGCUGUCCUCCACCAGCCCGCCGCGCUCUCCUGUGACACCAGCGCCGUCCCACCCCCCCGGCUCACCUGGUACAAGGACGGGGAGCCCCUCGCCCCCGGCCCCGGGGUGCUGAUCCUGCUAGGGGGCCGGGUGCUGCAGCUGCCGGCGGUGCGGGAGGAGGACGCGGGCCGGUACACGUGCGAGGCAUCCAACGAGGCGGGCAGCGACCGCGUGCACUACGAGCUGGAGGUGCUGGCUGCCCCGGCCAUCCGUGGCGCUGAGGAGGAGCAGGUCGAGGAGGUGACAGCCACCACCAACAGCACCGUCCGCUUCGAGUGCCAAGCCAGCGGACGCCCCGUGCCCACCGUGUCCUGGCUCCGGGAUGAUGUCCCCAUCGCGGCCAGCCUGUGGCACCAGCUCCUGGAGGGGGGCACAGUCCUGCAGGUGGCCGUGGCAGAGGUGGGUGAUGCUGGCAGCUACGUGUGCAUGGCCGAGAACCCGGCCGGUUCAGCCGAGAAGCACUUCGCUCUCGUUGUGCAGGAGCCCCCGGGUGCUGAGGACCGGCCGGAGGAGACGCUCAGUGCUGACAUGGGCAGCCCCCUCGUCCUGACCUGCGCAGUCACCGGUGCGCCCGCCGUCACCUGGCUGAAGGACGGGAGGCCACUGGCAAGCAGCCCCGAGCAGGACCUGGUGCCCGGGGGGGGGCAGCUGCAGAUCAGCGCCCUGCAGCCCUCCCACCAGGGCCGGUACAGCUGCCUGGCGCGGGGUGAGGGCACCGACAUGCGCAAGGACUUCUUGGUGCUGGUGCGAGCGGCACCCCGCAUCAUUGGCGCAGGGGUCCCCAGCGAGCACAGCGUGCCGGAGGGCGGCGAGGUGAGGUUGGAGUGCCGGGCAGAGGGGCAGCCGCCCCCCCAAAUCUCCUGGCUGAAGGACGGGCAGCCCCUACAGCUGCAGCCCCCAUCACGUGCCCGGGUGUCACCGGACGGCAGCUCUCUGCUCCUGGAGGCGCUGCACGCCGCCGACUCGGGUGCCUAUACCUGCCUGGCACGCAACGGCGCGGGCGAGGAUGCGCGGCUGCACGUGCUGAGCGUGCUGGUGCCCCCUGUCAUCGAGGGAGGCGCCGAUGGCUCUGAUGUGGUCCGCGGUGUCCUGUCCGCGGCGGUCACCCUGGGGUGCCGGGCACGGGGGUCCCCUCCCCUGCGUGUGAGCUGGCUGAAGGACGGGCUGCCCCUGCGCCUGUCCCCACGUGUCACGCUGCUCUCGGACGGGCACGUCCUCAGGAUCUCCCGCACACAGGUCUCCGACGCCGGGCUCUACACCUGCGUUGUCUCCAGCCCGGCAGGGGUGGCCGAUCGCAGCUUCGUCCUGCAGAUACUGGCACCCCCUGUCCUGGAGAGCCCGGAGAGCAGCGAGGAGCAGGUGGUGGCCAAGGGCUCCGAUGUCACCUUCGCCUGUGAAGCCAGCGGGUCCCCAACACCGGCAGUGACCUGGCUGAAGCUCGGCAAGACCCCAGCGCUGCCGAGCGAGCGGGUGGGCGAUGGCCCACAGCUGAGCCUGGGGGCCGUGGGGCCGGCCGACACGGGGGUGUACGUCUGCGUGGCCUCAAAUGAGGCCGGGGAAGCCAGCAGAGCCUUCAGCCUCCUGGUGAUGGAGCCCCCCCAAAUUGAGGAUGCGUCCCACCCCACCGAGAUGGCCGUGGCCGUGGGCGCCCCGCUGGAGCUGACCUGCGUGGUGGCGGGUGUCCCUGCGCCCGCCGUCACCUGGGAGAAGGACGGGCAGCUGCUGGCAGGGCCCUGGCUCUCAGCAGGGAACGAGAGCACGCUCCGCAUCAACAGCAUGGAGGUGGCCGAUUCCGGCUUGUACACCUGCCUGGCUGCUAGCCCCGCCGGGGAGGACAGCAGGAGCUUCCACGUCAGCGCCCGAGCCCCUCUCACCACUGAGGGCACCGGAGAGACCCUCAGCAUCACCGCCGUGCCGGGGGGGGCAGCUCACCCUGGAGUGCCCUGUGGAUGCCGUGCUGCCCCCCCCACAUCGAGUGGCACCGGGAGGGCUCCCCGCUGCGGGGGGGCCCGCAGGCAGACCCUGGCCGAGGGCCGGUUCCUGAGGAUCCGGGACGUGGGGGCAGCAGACGGCGGGGAGUACGUCUGCAGGGCUGGCACCGCAACGGGGGACAGCAGGCAGAGCUUCCAGGUGGAAAUUCACGUGACCCCAAGCAUCCAGCCGGGCCCCGAGGAGGUGAAUGUGCCCGUGAACGGGUCGGCCACGCUGCCGUGCCGGGCGGAGGGGUGGCCCGUGCCCCGGGUGACGUGGCGGAAGGACGGCCAGCUCCUGUCCCUUCGUGGGACCAGCAGGCUGCAGCUGCUGCCCGAUGGCUCCCUGCAAAUCGAUGCUGUUCGGGUGCAGGAUUCCGGCUACUACCUCUGCGUGGCCUCCAGCCCUGCUGGCUCUGACCGGCGAGGCCUGGACCUCCGUGUCCUGGUUCCUCCUGCCAUUGCCCCCGGCCCCCCCAGCCUCACCCUGCUGGCCCAGCAGCCGGCCUCGCUGGCCUGCGAUGCAUCGGGCUCCCCCAUGCCCCAGGUCCGCUGGGAGAAGGACGGUCGCCCUCUGAACCCACAUCUCCUGCCCGGUGCAUACAGGGUGCAGACCUCGGGCUCACUGCUCAUCACUAGCCCCAGCCCCCGGGACCAGGGGUGGUUCGAGUGCGUCGCCACCAACGCCGCCGGAGAGGCGCGCAAGGUCUUCCUCGUGUCUGUCCAUUGCCCCCCCACCAUUGCCGAUGACCUCACGGAUGUGGCUGUCACCCGGCUGUCCCCUGCAGUCCUCACCUGCUAUGCCUCCGGCGUGCCCCCGCCAGCGGUGUCGUGGAGCAAGGAUGGGGCUCAGCUGGGCAGCCGAGGGGGGGGCUACCGCGUCCUGCCCACAGGAGCCCUGGAGAUCAGGCAGGCGCUGCCUGUGCACACCGGUCACUACACCUGCACGGCGAGGAGCGCCGCCGGCACUGCCCGAAAACAUCUCCGGCUUGUGGUGCACGAGCCCCCCGCCUUGAAGCCCCUGCCCGGCAUGCUGAUGGUGAUGGUCAACGCCAGCGCGGUGCUGCCCUGCGAGGCCAGCGGGGUCCCCCGGCCGGAGGUCACCUGGCAGAAGGACGGUGCCAGCAUCGCUGGAGGGCCUGGGCUCAAGGUGCUCCCCAGCGGGCAGCUGCACCUCCUCCGAGCCUCCGUGGCAGACGCCGGCAGCUACAUGUGCGUGGCUCGCAACCCCUUGGGCACUGCCGUGGGGAGGACCAGGCUGAUCGUGCAAGUGCCCCCGAGCAUCGCGGCCGGCCCCGCAGAGCUGGCAGUGCUGGAGGGGCAGGACGCGCUGCUGCCCUGCGCUGCCCGCGGCGUCCCCGAGCCCCGCGUGUCCUGGAGCCGUGAGGGAGCCCCAGUGUGGGACCGCGGUGGGACCGUCACCAUCCUGCCAUCCGGGGAGCUGCUGCUCCGCCACGUCCAGGAAGGCGACGCCGGCAGCUACUCCUGCACCGCGGUGAACUCGGCGGGGAAGGCCGUCCGCCGGCUCUCCCUGGGGGUGCACACCCUGCCCACCUUCACCCGCCGGCCCGGGGACGUGGUCCUGAGCCGGGGCGAGCGGCUGGAGCUGGUGUGCGAGGCCACGGGCAGCCCCGAGCCCCGCAUCUCCUGGACGGUCGACGGGCAGCCCCUCACCGAGGGCGUAUCGGGGCAGCGUGGCCGGAGCACCCUGCGGCGGGCAGCAGCCACCCACGCCGACAGUGGCGCCUACGUGUGCCGUGCCGAGAACAGCGCCGGCACCAUCAGGGCCACCAGCCUGGUCUCCAUCACGGAGGCGCCCAUCGUGCGGGGAGCCCCCAGCACCUACCAAGUCGAGCCCCCCGGGGGUGAUGCCCUCCUCGACUGCGACGCCCGGGGUCACCCCGCGCCCUUCAUCCGCUGGAGCAAGGACGGGGCGCUGGUGGCGGGCAGCCGGUGGCUGCGCCAGCUGCAGAAUGGCUCGCUGGCCAUCCGCAGCCUGGGGAGUGCCGAUGCGGGGCUUUACCGGUGCGUGGCAGAGAACGAGGCGGGCACGGCAGUGAAGCUGGUCACCCUGGCCCUGCAGAGUGCCCCCGCGGUGGCGGUGACACCACGGGCGGUGUCGGUGCGCGCCGGGCAGCGGGUGCUGCUGCACUGCGCGGUGUCGGGGGAGCCCACCCCGUCCGUGGAGUGGCAGCGGGACGGGGAGGCGCUGCCGGAGGGACCCCGUGGCCGCAUCCUGCCCAACGCCACGCUGCUGCUGCCUGCUGCCAUCCCCCGGGACACCGGCACCUACACCUGCAUCGCUCGCAAUGCCCUGGGCUCUGCCGCUGCCCACGCCUCCCUCGUGGUGCAAGGGCUGAGCCAAGCCAAAGCCUUCCUGAAGCAGCUGCUGCGUGUGAGCCUGUGGCCCCCGAAUGUGUACGGGUGCAGAAACGGGGCUUGGGGCACGCUGGGGGCAGGUGUUGGUGCAUUUUGGUGGGUGCAAGGCGUGGGGCCACGCUCACAGCAUCCCCGGUCGAUACACGGCACUGCGCCUUUGCGGGCUGUGUGCGCAGCCAGGCGGGGAUGCUGCUGGCCUUGCUCUGGUGGCUUUCCCGUGGGCGAGCAGCCCCAGUGCCGUGUUCUGUCCCCAGGGGAGCCGCGCCGGGUGCAGGGCAGCCUGAUCGGCGUGAUCAACACCCGUGAGUUCGGUGUCACCACCCUCAACGCCAGCGUGAUGGAUGACCCGCGCUCCGGCACCACCGCUGUCCGCACCAGCAUCAGCGGCGUCCCACGGCACGUCGGGCCACUGAUGCGGGUGCUGGUCACCCUCAUGGCUCCCGUUUACUGGUCCUUCGCGCACACCGGUGGGGAUGUCCCCGGUGGGAUCCUGCUCACCCGGGGCACCUUCAGGCACGAGUCGCAGGUGGAGUUCGGUACAGGUGACCUCCUGCACAUCACCCACCUUGCCCGGGGUGCGGAUGCCAGCGGCGCCCUGCUGCUGGACAGCAUGGUCAGCGGCUCCGUGCCCGAGAGCAUCGGCGAGGCCACGCUGCUGCUGCUGGACUUCAGCGAGCACUACGUGCAGACAGGGGCAGGGAGGUUCAGCGGGGGCUCGGUGCAGAGCUUCCUGCAGGACGGGCGCCUCGCCCGUGCCCGCUGCAACCACACCAUCGAGUACGAGCCCUCUCCUGGCCUGCAGCUGCAGCGGGUGCAGCACAUCCAGGCCAGGGAGGUCCAAGCCUCCUUUGACCCGGCCUCGGAGGAGCUCAGCUUCCAGCUCAGCACCUCCCUCAGUGCAGGAGACCAGUGCCCACCGGGAUUUGUCCUGGGCCCUCAGCAGCUGCACUGCCUUGACAUCAAUGAAUGUGCCGAGGGCUCCCACGCCUGCCGCUACAACCAGAUCUGCGAGAACACUGUGGGGUCGCAUCGCUGCGUGUGCCCCCGCGGGUACCGCUCCCUGGCCGCUGCCUGGCCCUGCCUGGACAUUAACGAGUGCCUGCGGUUUCCUCCGCCGUGCGCCUUCGAGUGCCGCAACCUGCGGGGCUCCUACGAGUGCCUGUGCCCCCCCUGGCAUGGCCCUGCUGCCGGAGCGAGUGUGGAGGAACAGGGGCAGGAGGGGGGGGCUGCAGGCAGCACCCCCUGGGACCCCGUCCUGCACUGGGUGGGGCCAAGCAGCCGCCUGCGGGGUCGCUCACACCCUCGGCUCACCCUCAGCCGAGUGGCGAAGGCUGCGGGGCCGGAUGCCCGGGGUCCCUGCCCCUCCGGGUUCAUCAGGAGGAACGGCAGCUGCACCGACCUUGACGAGUGCCGGGUGCUGAACCAGUGCCAGCACGAGUGCAGGAACAGCGAGGGCAGCUACCGCUGCGUGUGCCCGCCAGGUUACCGGCUGCUGCCUGACGGGAAGACCUGCCACGAUGUGGACGAGUGCACGGAGGGCACGGUGCGGUGCGCCUCUGGCCAGCUCUGCUUCAACACGCGCGGAGGAGCCCGCUGCGAGGACGCCCCGUGCCCCGACGGCUACUGGCGAGGCUCCAGCCCUGGGGUGUGCUUCAGCCACUGCGCCCCGGACUGCGGCGCGGUCGGCCCCACGGUGCUGCGCUACGUGCUGCUCCCGCUGCCCCUCGGCGUCCCCGCCGGCCGCGACGUGCUGCGCCUGGCCCCGGGCAGUGCCCUCGGUGCCCGCACCCUCUUCAGGCUGCUGGAGCAGGAUGGGGGCAGCCCCUUCGCCCUGCGUGCUGAGCAGGGCCGAGGUGUCCUCACCACGCUGCGCCCGCUGCGCGCAGCCGGCACCCAUCGCCUCCGGGUGCAGGCGGUGACCCCAGGAGCGCGGCGGGUGCGCAGCAUCUUCCUCAUCAUCAUCUCCGUCUCGCCCUACCCCUACUGAUCGAGCUGGAGGAGGGCAAUGCCGGUGCCAGCCCCGUGGGGUUGUGCCACCUCCUGUCCCUCGGCAUUGCACCGGUGGGGAUGCAGCUCAGGGAGAGCUGAGCUCGCACCAUCCUGUUCCCCGCUGGAGAUCCCCUCCGCGUGGAGGAGCCCUCGCUGUCCCCUGCCCCCCCCCGGCAGCCCCCACCUGCAUUGCCUUCACCGGGGUCAGUCCCUGACUCAGCAGAGCCCCGGGGGGGGGGGGGGGGGCAAGUCCCAGUGGGGACGAGGUGUCCCACCAGCCUGCUGCAAACACCAGGUUUUGUUGCAAUGCCGGCGGUUCUGGAACAAAAACAGCUCAAGGUGGCCUUGGCUGUGAUCGGUCACAAGAUAACGGGACUGGGGGGGGGGCAGGGGGGUGACAGUGACCAGCGAGGGUCCUGCAGGGGUGCAGGGUGCGGCCACCGGGCUGGGGAUGGAGGAGGGAGGGCGCAGGGCCCCCCAGCAUUAACCACGUAUUGAAAUAGCCCUGUGUUCAGUUUGGUUUUAAUCCCGUGCACUUAUUUAUUUAUGGGUUGGUUCCAAAUAAAGGUUUUUUUCUGAGGAAA